AUGCAGAACUCUGAGAUGCCUCUAGAACAUGGCGUUGAGGAUGGUGACAUUCAAUCCGAAGAAGCUCCCGCCUCGAAGAAGUCUGGAUCCAAGGCACAAGGACGGAAGAGGACGAAAACAGGAUGCCUUACAUGUCGAAAGCGCCGUAUUAAAUGUGGCGAAGAGCGGCCCACUUGUCAUAAUUGUACCAAGUCCCGGCGACAGUGUGAAGGAUAUAACCAAAGGGUCAUCUUCAAAGAUCCUCUUAGUUCAUAUCGACCAUCACUAUCUACGUCGGCGUCCACGUCUCGCUCUGGAGCUACUUCAAGCCAGCCUGCUGCGGGCCAUGGCAGGCAGUAUCAGGAUUUUGUGUCCUCGCAGAGUGCACUCCGCAUCGCUCCAAAGGCCGAAGAAUCAACAAGACCAUUAUCCACGGUGGAAAAUACAACCUCUAUGCCUAGCUUGCCGUCAGUCCCACUCCCAGAGACGAAACACAGAUCAUAUAGUUUUCAGAGUGGCUUUUCCAUAGAUUCCCUCGCUGAUCAUCCCCGUCUUGCUCAAUCCCACGAUACCAGGUCCGAUACGGUGGACCAGUCAUACGUUCCUGAGCCAAAACACCCUCAGCCCUCCCGAGAGCAGGCGGCAUAUUAUGGGUUAAAUGCUCCUAAAAUAAAGCAGGAGAACAGAAAUGAGGCGCACUUGGUGCCCGCGCAAAGAAGCCCUCAAGAAUGGCCGGCUGGUCCAAGCAGUGCGUCUUCGUAUGCACCACAAGAGCUAUUUGAGGAUUCUAACAGACAGUUCCCAGCGUCAGCAGCGUCCGCGGCAUUAUACCGUUCAUAUGCUACAACAGCGGAUUCGGAUCCGUCUAAUGCGGUCCUAUCAGCCUCAGAUAAUCUCCACGACCCAUCUCCGAAUCGGGUCUUGGCGGGUCUGUUGAGAAACCCGAAAGGCAAAACUCAACAAUCCCCCGAAGUACAGCGAAGACUCAAUUCCCAAUCUCAAGUUCAGCCCCAGGGUUACUCCUGUGUUGGCCCUUUCCCUGCCGCUGAACCGACUUCUAGACUCUUGGUGUCUACACAAGAUGUCCAAGAUGCCGAGGAUGACUCGAUGGACGACGAAGAUCCAUUUGAUGUCAUUGAUGACAUGGAUACGCAGAUGGAGGAGUACGAGGACUCCGGGCGUCGGCAAGUCGUUUCCUCUGGCCAUCUGCGCAAUAACGAUCUUGGCAUUCUUGUCGCACUUCAAGCAGGGCAAGACUCCCACAACCUACAUCCGCGUUCAUUCACAUCGUUCAUCGACCGGCCUGAUAUGCUGGCUACCUACCUCCCAUCCCCACAAUCUUCUCCGUUAAAUGAUAGCAUGACGGCAAAACUCUUUUGUCAUUUUGUCAAUGUGACUGGUCCGAGUAUAUCUAUGUAUGAGCGACAUCCUGCCAAUCCCUCUUUACUCUUCCAAGCACAACCUGUCCCACCGUCUCAGCAACAUAUAUGGACCUACACAUUUCCGACAUUGGCUCUCCAAAACCCUGCCCUCUUGCAUGCCAUGCUUGCACUUGCAGGCCUACAUAUUGCCAAACUUCAAAACCGACCCGCUACCGCGUCGUUGAAGCAUUACCACAUCAGUCUUCGAAGAACAGCAAAAAGUGUUGGCCUACCUACCAGGCGAGGGCAGCCUGCCACACUAGCGGCUGUACUGUUGCUUGGCUUUUACGAGUGCUGGUGUGCAGAUCAUCAAAAGUGGAGUAACCACCUUCUUGGGGCUAGGCAGUUAGUGCGAGAGAUCGACUUCGCCGGUAUAACGAGAUACAGAAAGGCUUUGAAAAUCCAGGAGCGCCAAGAAGAACGCAUGAGGUAUUACGAGGCCCAACAAGAUGAAACUGGCCAGAGCUUCUAUGAUGACAGAGCUCGAUUCCAAGCGUAUACGGAUGAUGUGGAUGAGAACAUUGUUGCCCUGUUAAUGGGCAAAAUGGUCCUAUUUGACGAAUAUGGGCAGGUUGUGGACGAGAAUGCCUAUGAGCCUAAUACCAGGACAUAUACCAAAAGGGAUGUGGAGUUAUAUGAGACACAGCGCGACCUUUUCUGGUGGUAUUGCAAGCAAGAUGCGUAUCAAAGCAUCCUGGGAGGAGGCCGACUCUUCAUGGAGUACGGUCUCUGGAGUCUCUGUCCACCAAGAGCACCUCUUGGCCGUCUAAAUGCAAUUUAUGGGACUUUCGACCACUUAGUACUCUUACUGGGCCGCAUUGGCGACUUUACAUCCAAAGACCUGAAGAGGAAGAGAUUUGCGAUGAAAAUUCGCGAACAAGAACGCGCAAAUAUAGCUUCCCAAGGAGACCCAAAUCUAUCAAACCAGAAGUAUCACCAACAACGGAUGCCGCCUAUGCCUGACUUCAGUGGCAUGGUCCCCGGCGUUGGCGAAGCUAAGCUUCCGAUGGGAUUUGAACCAUCUCCAGAGUCGUCUCCACAGAGCUCAGAGAGCGAAGAUAUGGAUUUCGAAGCCAAAACAAUUGAAGCUGAAGAGGAGUGGCAAGAUAUUAGAAAUGCUUUAAGCAUUCUACAAGAUCAUUUCGGGGAAGAAUUUCAAGCAUUAGGGCCUGAGUUCUGCGGCAGGCCUGUCCAGACACCUUUCGGAACAGCAUUGCAAUAUCGAACAUACGGCAUUGCCGGAAUCUGGAUGAACUUUUAUAUGGCCCUGAUUGCUUGCUAUCGAGCUCAUCCUUCCAUGCCCCCUGCCGCGAUGAUGGCUGCCGGAAUAGCUGCACGGCAGACGGCUUUCUUUGCAAAUGAGAUAGGUCGGAUAACUGCUGGGAUUUGCCCCGAUUUUAGUACGGCGAGCCACGUCAAUCCAGGUGUUGGAGCCGCACUUAUUGAAGCUACGAUGUGUCUUUUCGUCGCGGGAGUGCAGUAUCAACACCCCGACCAGCGUGUGUGGACAAUCAACAGACUUCGCGACAUCGCCCGCCUAACGGGAUGGCAGACGGCACUUGCGGUUGCGGGCGGUUGCGAGGGCUCAUGGGUCAAGGCGGGGGAGAUGGGACAUGGCCCGCCGUAUGCGAGGACCAGUGAAGUAGAAUUCGCCCCUGACAUUUGGAAUAGGCCGAGGAGGGUGGACAAAGAGCUUGAGAAUAGGAGUAACCAAGAAACAAGGAUGGUGGUUAGCAGGUCUGAAAGAGUUCAUUUUGCCCUCGGGUUACUGGGCGUGGAAGGUGACUUUGAACAUCUGAACAUGGAUAACGAGGGGGACCAGGGGAUUUAA
Molecule: messenger RNA, 3231 nt
Organism: Venustampulla echinocandica
Lineage: Eukaryota; Fungi; Ascomycota; Leotiomycetes; Helotiales; Pleuroascaceae
Exons: 6
Coding region: 1-3231 (1076 amino acids)
Biological process (GO): positive regulation of transcription by RNA polymerase II
Cellular component (GO): nucleus
Molecular function (GO): transcription cis-regulatory region binding; DNA-binding transcription factor activity, RNA polymerase II-specific; zinc ion binding
Source: RefSeq, a predicted model, not a curated record